AUGGCAUGGCUGGCUCGCUCUAUCGCUACCUCCCUUAGACUCGACGAUGACGAUGAUUACGCUGAAAAUGAAGUCCCAUCCAAAAAUCCUCACAACUACUCACCAGUAAAGCGUAAUGAAGAAGAAAGACGAAAACAAAACGAAAUCGACAAGGAAGAACAACAAAAGGAAUCAGAAGAAGAAGAAGCGCGUAGAGGCGUUAAGGAUGACCUUACAGAAUUCAAGCAAACUCUGACGCGUCAACUUUGGGGGUUGCCUCAGCCCUCUGAUCGAUCUGCAUCUUCUUGUGCAGAAAGAGAGCCGUCUGAUUCGGGGAUCAGGCACGAUUUUUCCGAGAUCGGAGGAAGGUUUAGGGACAUAUCGAAGAUGGCGUCCAAUUAUUUCCCGUUUGGAUCGGAGGAAAAUGAGAGAGAAAAUCUGGGAGAAGAGAAUCAGGAGGAAUUGGAGAGGGAGGAGCUUGGAGGUGAGGAUGGAGACGAUAAGGACGACGAUAAUUGGGGGGUAGGAGGAGCGAUAGGGAUUACCGAUGAGGUUUUGGCGUUUGCGAGGAAUAUCGCGAUGCAUCCAGAAACUUGGUUGGAUUUCCCUCUUGAUGAAGAAGAGGAUUUAGAUGAUUUUGAUAUGUCCAAUGCUCAACAAGAGCAUGCUUUGGCUGUUGAACGAUUUGCUCCCAGACUAGCUGCUCUCAGAAUUGAACUUUGCCCUUGCCAUAUGACUGAGAGUUACUUUUGGAAAGUUUAUUUUGUUCUUCUGCAUUCGCGUCUCAACAAGCAUGAUGCAGAAAUUUUGUCCUCGCCUCAGGUAAUGGAAGCUAGAUCAAUGUGGAUGCAGGAGCUACAUAAGCAAACCAAGCCAGAAUCUGCCUGGUUCGGAAGUACUCAAGUAAAAGAUAGUGAUAAUGUCCUACAAGAAGAUUUCGAGUGUGCCAGGACAUUUGAUUUUGAACAGACCACUAGCACGGCAGCAGAUUAUGAGACUGAGAAGCACCCAAUUAUGAGUACGGAGAUGCACUUUGUUGACAAGUCUGUUAUUGAAGAGAAGAUGGUGAUAAAAACUGAGGAUAAGGAUGUGCAGCUGGUUGGUACAUCGUUGAAAAUAAUGGUUCCGAACUAUGAUGAGGAUGAGGAUGAGGAUGACUGGCUAGAUGAGGAAGAUUCUGACUUGGGUGGUUACAAGACCAUAAUUCCUGUGGGGAAUGAAGAAGACAUAUCUUUUAGCGAUCUUGAAGAUGAUGCCAGCAACAGCAUACCAAUAAAAUCUAAGAGAGUUUCGGAGGUUACUGAAACUAAAACAACAUAA
Molecule: messenger RNA, 1299 nt
Organism: Dovyalis caffra
Lineage: Eukaryota; Viridiplantae; Streptophyta; Magnoliopsida; Malpighiales; Salicaceae
Source: the annotation of a GenBank genome assembly